CUUCUUCUUCGUUUUUCCUCUCUCCUUUCUCUCCCGGCUUCCAGCUUCCGGCGACCAGUUCCCGGCCAAGUUGCAGGCCCGAUCACACUGCCGGAGAUUCUCGCCCUCCUCCUCUCUCAGAGUUCAGAUCUGUUAAGAAGCCAUUAGAGCGUUUCUUGAAGAAGAAGAAGAAGAAGAAGAAGGAGAGGAGAAAUGGAGGGACUACGAAAUGUGAGCUCGCAUUGUUCCAUCUCGGACAUGGACGACUACGAUCUUUCGAGGCUUCUGGACAAGCCGAGGCUCAACAUUAAGAGGGAGAGGUCCUUUGACGAGAGGUCACUCAGCGAGCUCUCCAUUGGUCUCGCCAGGGCUGGAUUGGACAACUUGGAUAGCUCAUACUCCCCCGGGGGAAGGUCCGGUUUCGACACUCCUGCUUCGUCCACUCGCAACUCCUUUGAGCCGCAUCCUAUGGUUGCCGAGGCGUGGGAUGCUCUCCGUCGCUCUCUGGUGUUCUUCCGAAACCAGCCGGUGGGGACCAUUGCUGCUUAUGAUCACGCCUCUGAGGAAGUCUUGAACUAUGAUCAGGUUUUUGUGCGUGACUUUGUACCAAGUGCUCUGGCUUUCCUGAUGAAUGGUGAGCCUGAGAUAGUGAAAAACUUUCUCUUGAAGACUCUUCAGCUUCAAGGGUGGGAAAAAAGAAUAGACCGGUUCAAGCUUGGAGAAGGUGCAAUGCCUGCAAGCUUCAAAGUUCUUCAUGACCCUAUUCGGAAGACGGAUACUAUCCAUGCAGAUUUUGGUGAAAGUGCAAUUGGACGAGUUGCUCCUGUUGACUCUGGUUUCUGGUGGAUUAUACUGCUCCGUGCAUAUACAAAGUCAACAGGGGAUUUAUCUCUGGCGGAAACAGAAGAUUGUCAAAAGGGCAUGAAGCUUAUACUGACUCUAUGUCUGUCAGAAGGUUUUGACACAUUCCCAACUUUGCUUUGUGCUGAUGGAUGCUCUAUGAUUGAUCGUAGAAUGGGAAUAUAUGGUUAUCCUAUUGAAAUUCAAGCUCUGUUCUUUAUGGCGCUCAGAUGUGCUUGUGCAUUGCUAAAACCUGAUACUGAAGGAAAAGAAUUUAUAGACCGAAUUUCAAAGCGCUUGCAUGCCUUAAGCUACCACAUGCGGGGUUACUUCUGGCUUGAUUUCCAACAGUUAAAUGACAUAUACCGUUAUAAAACUGAAGAGUACUCACACACUGCAGUCAAUAAGUUCAAUGUCAUUCCUGAUUCCAUCCCAGACUGGGUAUUUGAGUUUAUGCCUACACGUGGUGGCUACUUUAUUGGCAAUGUGAGUCCUGCAAGGAUGGAUUUUAGAUGGUUUGCUCUGGGUAAUUGUAUCGCAAUUCUAUCUUCUCUUGCAACCCCAGAGCAAUCAAUAGCUAUAAUGGAUCUAAUUGAAGCUCGCUGGGAAGAGUUGGUCGGAGAAAUGCCGCUAAAAAUUGCUUAUCCAGCAAUUGAAAGUCAUGAGUGGCGAAUAGUUACUGGUUGUGAUCCUAAGAAUACCAGAUGGAGCUACCAUAAUGGAGGUUCUUGGCCAGUGCUAUUAUGGAUGCUAACGGCUGCCUGCAUCAAAACGGGACGACCACAAAUUGCAAGAAAGGCAAUUGAGCUUGCUGAGAGUCGUCUGCUAAAAGAUUCUUGGCCAGAAUAUUAUGAUGGGAAACUAGGGAGAUAUAUUGGCAAGCAGGCAAGGAAGUACCAGACAUGGUCAAUAGCUGGAUAUCUGGUUGCGAAGAUGAUGCUAGAAGAUCCAUCACAUUUGGGUAUGAUCUCACUGGAAGAGGACAAGCAAAUGAAGCCUGUAAUUAGGAGAUCAUCAUCGUGGACGUGCUGAAAAGUUCAUCAAAUAAAGCUAGAGAAGAAAAUAGCAAAAAGAAGAAAAAAAGAAUAGAGGAAAGACAAACCGGUGAGAGAUACUUGUUAUUUCAUUGCAAACGCUACACCAUUCUUUGGAGGUUUCGAUCCCUGUAGACUUGAUUGAUGAUAUGGUUUUGUGUACAAUAGCAUUUGCUGAGACUAGCUUUACGUUUUCAAAUAAAAGAUACAUUUGGUCUUUUCUAUUUCAAA
Fragaria vesca subsp. vesca is the source of this 2084-nucleotide messenger RNA. RefSeq lists its product as uncharacterized. The transcript has 5 exons. The record is from RefSeq and is a predicted model, not a curated record. Gene Ontology annotation, biological process: sucrose catabolic process. Lineage: Eukaryota; Viridiplantae; Streptophyta; Magnoliopsida; Rosales; Rosaceae. Bases 193 to 1851 code for a protein of 552 amino acids. Gene Ontology annotation, molecular function: sucrose alpha-glucosidase activity; endo-alpha-N-acetylgalactosaminidase activity.